AAAUAUAGUGUAUAUAUAUAUAUAUAUAUAUAUAUAAAUAAACGUUAAAUUUAUAUACUGAAUAUAGCAGAGGAGGAGGGGAGGUGGCCCGGAAAGUCCUGGCACUGGUUAAACUCUUCCCCACCGGCCGGAGAGAGACAGGGACGACGACGAAAUAGAGAGAGAGAUAGAGGGAGAGAGGGGGGGCAUCGUCUUCUUUACCCUAAAACCCUGUCUUCUGUCUCGAUAUAUCUUUCCCCACUGUGAUCUGAGGCCUCUCUUUGGAUUUUCUGUCUCGGAGUUUGACCGUCUUUCGAUCUCUUGGUGUAUUGCGAGAUGGGUUUUUAACUUAUCUUGCGGAUGGAGGAUGCUUGGGAUUGCAGCUGGAGUAUUUUUUAACAAAAGGCCUAAAGCUUUCUUUAACGUUUGGGGGGAAGGCAAGGCUCCAGUUGUUUUGGGUGAAUAUGUGUCAGUUAUAAUUGGUUUGAGGUGAAACCCUUCAAGAUGACACGGGGCAGAAUAAGGGCGAGGCUGAAACGGAGCAGUCUUUACACAUUUGCAUGUGUUCGGCCAAGUGCUACUGAGAUUGCAGGGCCACAUUCCUUCCAAGGCCCUGGGUUCUCACGAAUUGUGCACUGCAACCAACCUUAUAUCCAUAGGAAGAAACCUCUGAAUUACUGUUCGAAUUACAUAUCAACCACAAAGUACAAUGUCGUUACAUUCCUUCCUAAGGCGAUCUUUGAGCAGUUCCGGCGGGUUGCCAAUCUGUACUUCCUUCUGGCUGCAAUUCUUUCAUUGACACCCAUUUCACCAUUCACUCCUGUGAGUAUGAUUGCACCUUUAGCAUUUGUUGUGGGGCUUAGUAUGGCAAAGGAAGCUUUGGAAGAUUGGCGUAGGUUUAUUCAGGACAUGAAGGUUAACGCACGAAAAGCUAGUGUUCAUAAAGGGAAUGGUGUAUUUGGUUAUAAACCGUGGCAAAAAAUUAGGGUAGGGGAUGUGGUGAAAGUGGAAAAAGAUCAAUUUUUUCCUGCAGAUUUGCUUCUGUUAUCAUCAAGUUAUGAUGAUGGGAUUUGUUAUGUGGAGACUAUGAACUUAGAUGGCGAGACAAAUUUGAAGGUGAAGAGAUCUCUAGAGGUAACCCUGUCCUUGGACAAUGAUGCAGCUUUCAAGGAUUUCACUGGAAUUAUCAGAUGUGAAGAUCCAAACCCCAAUCUUUACACCUUUGUGGGAAAUUUUGAGUAUGAUCGUCAAGUAUAUCCCCUCGAUCCUGGUCAGAUCCUCCUCAGGGAUUCAAAGCUUAGGAAUACAGCAUUCAUAUAUGGAGUGGUAAUCUUUACUGGUCAUGAUAGCAAAGUCAUGCAAAAUGGAACAAAGUCACCCUCAAAGCGGAGCGGAAUAGAAAGAAAAAUGGACCAUAUUAUUUACUUUCUCUUUACCCUCCUUGUAUUGAUUUCAUUGAUCAGCUCAAUAGGCUUUUCUGUGAAGACAAAGUUCCAGAUGCCAGAUUGGUGGUACCUAAUGCCCCAGAAUACUACAGACUUUUAUGAUCCCAAUAACGCUGCUCUGUCAGGAAUUUUCCAUCUGAUCACUGCUCUUAUCAUGUAUGGAUAUUUAAUUCCCAUCUCACUGUAUGUUUCGAUUGAGGUUGUGAAGGUCCUACAGGCUACCUUCAUUAACCAGGACGUGCACAUGUAUGAUGAAGAGUCUGGAAAUCCUGCUCAAGCACGGACCUCGAAUUUGAAUGAGGAGCUAGGCCAGGUUGACACAAUCCUCUCUGAUAAAACUGGCACCUUAACCUGCAAUCAGAUGGAUUUUCUCAAGUGUUCCAUUGCUGGUACGGCAUAUGGUGUGGGCUCUAGUGAAGUUGAACUUGCUGCUGCCAAGCAGAUGGCUUUUGACCUUGAAGAACAGGAUUCUGAAAUUUCUACUGUUUCUAUGCAUGACAACAGUAGCAGAGUUGGUUUAAGGAUACCUGAGGUCGAACUGGAGACUGUCAUUACCUCCAAAGAUGGAAGGGAUCGGAAACCUGUUAUAAAGGGGUUUAGUUUUGAGGACAGUCGUCUCAUGGGUGGAAAUUGGAUUAAUGAUCCCAAUGCAAAAGUCGUUUUGUUAUUUUUUAGAAUACUAGCACUUUGUCACACUGCGAUCCCUGAGCCAAAUGAAGAAACUGGUAGUUUCAACUAUGAAGCUGAGUCGCCAGACGAAGGAGCUUUUCUUGUUGCUGCGAGAGAAUUUGGUUUUGAGUUCUGUAAAAGAACCCAGUCAAGCAUUAUCAUUCGUGAAAGAGAUCCUUCCAGUGGACAACCAGUUGAAAGGGAGUUCAAAAUUCUCGGUUUGCUGGAUUUCACGAGCAAAAGAAAGAGAAUGUCUGUAAUUGUGCGGGAUGAGGAUGGGCAGAUUCUUCUCCUGUGCAAAGGUGCAGACAGCAUCAUCUUUGAACGGCUAUCAAAGAAUGGAAAGAUGUAUGAGGAAGCUACCAGGAGGCAUCUGAAUGAAUACGGUGAAGCUGGUUUGCGAACAUUGGCUCUUGCUUAUAGAAGGCUUGAAGAGUCUGAAUAUUCUUCUUGGAGCAGCGAGUUUCACAAAGCAAAGACUUCUAUUGGGGUUGACAGAGAGGCAAUGCUUGAACGGGUAGCUGAUAUGGUGGAAAAGGAUUUGAUCCUUGUUGGUGCAACUGCUGUAGAGGACAAAUUGCAGAAAGGGGUGCCUCAGUGUAUUGACAAACUCGCACAAGCUGGUCUGAAGAUCUGGGUUCUGACAGGGGAUAAGAUGGAAACUGCAAUCAACAUAGGAUUUUCAUGUAGUUUACUACGACAGGGCAUGAGACAGAUCUGUAUAACAACAAUUAAUUCUGAUUCCAAGGAGACUUUGUUGGUGCUGGUUACUAAGCAGGCUGUGAAAGAGAACAUUUUGAUGCAAAUCACUAAUGCCUCUCAAAUGAUCAAGCUGGAAAAAGAUCCUCAUGCUGCAUUUGCUUUAAUUAUUGAUGGGAAAACUCUGACUCACGCUUUAGAGGAUGAUAUGAAGCAUCAAUUCUUGGAUUUAGCUGCUGACUGUGCAUCUGUCAUAUGCUGUCGUGUCUCUCCUAAGCAGAAGGCACUGGUGACAAGGUUAGUAAAAGAAGGAACUGGAAAAACCACCUUAGCAAUUGGUGAUGGUGCAAAUGAUGUUGGAAUGAUUCAGGAAGCAGACAUUGGUGUUGGCAUCAGCGGGGUUGAAGGUAUGCAGGCUGUGAUGGCUAGUGACUUCUCUAUUGCUCAGUUCCGGUUUCUAGAGAGACUUCUGGUUGUUCAUGGACACUGGUGCUAUAAGAGGAUUGCUCAAAUGAUCUGCUAUUUCUUCUACAAAAACAUAGCUUUUGGCCUCACCCUCUUCUACUUCGAGGCAUUUGCAAGCUUUUCUGGGCAAUCCAUUUAUGACGAUUGGUAUAUGAUAUUAUUUAAUGUCAUUCUUACCUCUCUGCCUGUCAUUUCCCUUGGGGUUUUUGAACAAGAUGUGUCAUCUGAAGUAUGCCUACAGUUCCCUGCACUUUAUCAGCAAGGGCCAAGAAAUUUGUUCUUUGACUGGUAUAGGAUAUUUGGGUGGAUGGGAAAUGGUCUCUAUUCCUCCCUUAUAAUAUUCUUCCUCAACAUUAUCAUCUUCUACGACCAGGCUUUCCGUGCUGGAGGCCAGACUGCUGACAUGGCUGCUGUUGGCACCACCAUGUUCACUUGCAUCAUUUGGGCUGUCAACUCCCAGAUUGCACUCACAAUGAGCCAUUUCACAUGGAUCCAACAUCUCUUUGUCUGGGGCAGUGUUGCCACUUGGUACUUGUUUCUUUUACUCUAUGGCAUGCUUUCACCAACCAUUUCUGGGAAUGCCUUUCAAAUUCUCGUAGAAGCUCUUGCGCCUGCACCAAUUUACUGGUGUGCCACCCUUUUAGUAACAGUUGCUUGCACUCUCCCUUAUUUUGCCCACAUAUCUUUCCAACGAUCGUUUAAUCCAAUGGAUCAUCAUAUCAUCCAAGAAAUCAAGUACUACAAGAAGGAUGUCGAGGAUCAACGCAUGUGGACUAGAGAGCGGUCCAAAGCAAGACAGGAAACAAAGAUAGGUUUCACGGCAAGGGUGGAUGCAAAGAUCAGGCAGUUGAAAGGGAAGCUGCAUAAGAAACAUUCCGCUUGUGCACAAACAGCAGCAUCCCAAUCGUAACCAUAACAAUGUGCUUUCUUUUUUGGUUUCGUUUUUUUUUUCCCCUUCGGGUUUCUGGCCUUCUGCAAUUUUAUGUAGUGGUCCUUCGUUAAUUCAUUUCUUGGUAUUUUUUGUCUGGUUUAGCGGGUUCAGUUGGGAGUCCAUUCUUUAAACCAAAGCACUGAAGCUGUUGUAUGUACAAUAUUUAUGAGGUUUGAUGAGUAUAGCUUGUGAAAAAUAGUUUAAACCUA
Molecule: messenger RNA, 4397 nt
Organism: Malania oleifera
Lineage: Eukaryota; Viridiplantae; Streptophyta; Magnoliopsida; Santalales; Ximeniaceae
Product: probable phospholipid-transporting ATPase 4
Exons: 11
Coding region: 484-4167 (1227 amino acids)
Biological process (GO): phospholipid translocation
Cellular component (GO): plasma membrane
Molecular function (GO): magnesium ion binding; ATPase-coupled intramembrane lipid carrier activity; ATP binding
Source: RefSeq, a predicted model, not a curated record